CCUAAUAUCGACCCCAAAAAGUGUUUGUCAUUUUCACAUCCAGAGAUUCAGGUUGAGAGAUCCAGAGAAAGAGUUUUCAUUUGAAAUUUGAUUAAAAAAACGUAAAAUAUGUUUCUUACUCGUUCUGAAUAUGACCGUGGAGUAAAUACGUUUUCUCCAGAAGGACGUCUGUUUCAAGUUGAGUAUGCAAUCGAAGCCAUUAAAUUGGGAUCAACUGCGAUUGGUAUAUGCACUUCUGAAGGCGUUGUGCUAGCGGUGGAGAAGAGAAUUACAUCCUCCUUAAUGGUUCCACAUACAGUUGAGAAAAUAGUGGAAGUUGAUAGACAUAUUGGCUGUGCCACAUCCGGUUUAAUGGCAGAUGCUCGCACACUGAUUGAAAGAGCAAGAGUGGAGUGCCAAAAUCAUUGGUUUGUCUAUAAUGAACGGAUGUCAAUUGAAUCUUGUGCACAGGCUGUGUCUGCAUUAGCCAUUCAAUUUGGCGACAGUGGUGAUGGUGGCUCGGCAAUGAGCAGGCCUUUUGGUGUAGCCAUAUUGUUUGCUGGCGUUGAAGAAGGUAAACCGCAAUUGUGGCAUAUGGACCCAUCUGGAACUUACAUUCGCUAUGGUGCUAAAGCUAUUGGAUCGGGUAGCGAGGGAGCACAACAAAACCUACAAGAUAAUUUUACGCCUGAAAUGUCUUUAAAAGACGCAAUUAUCUUAGCACUUAACACAUUGAAACAAGUGAUGGAAGAGAAAAUCAAUUCAACCAAUGUGGAAGUAAUGACAAUGACUCCCGACAAAUUGUUCCGCAUGCAUACAAAAGAAGAAGUUGAACUUAUUAUUUCUGAUUUAGCAUAAACAGUUUUUUUAUACUUAAUAUACAUACAUUUUCAAAAUGUUGAAUAGAAA
Molecule: messenger RNA, 888 nt
Organism: Stomoxys calcitrans (stable fly)
Lineage: Eukaryota; Metazoa; Arthropoda; Insecta; Diptera; Muscidae
Gene: Prosalpha5
Product: proteasome subunit alpha type-5
Exons: 3
Coding region: 109-837 (242 amino acids)
Biological process (GO): proteasome-mediated ubiquitin-dependent protein catabolic process
Cellular component (GO): proteasome core complex, alpha-subunit complex; proteasome core complex; nucleus
Source: RefSeq, a predicted model, not a curated record